CAAACCAAAUAUCCCCCAAAUCUCACCAUCCUCUUCCCUCAUUUUCAAAUCACCCCGCUUCACUAUCCUCCCUCACUCUCCACCGCCUUCAUCCAACUUCCUUCCGAUCCGACGGCGCACGCCAAUCCGAGAUGGGCCCACCGCCGAAGACCGCCGGCCGCGCGAUUUCACAGCAGACCUUCGACGAAGUCGUGAAGGAGAACAUCGACGAUCUUGGCAUGGACCCCGCCGAGGCCCUCCAGGACGCCAUCGAAACCCUAACUCUCCAGGGCGUCGAUCUCUUUGGCAUUGUGACUUGUGUGCCGGGGGAGGGUGGUAACCCUGUGAUUCAGUGUUUGGAUAGACUGAGGCAGUUGGAUUGUUCAGGUGAAAACAGUCGAAACGGCGACGAGCUAGUUACGUUACUAGAUGAGCUUACAGAGCUGUGUAACUCUGAAGGUUCCGGAAACGCUGCAAUAGCCUCUAGAAACGGAGCGGUUGAAUUGAUUUGUUCGGUGUGCUCUAAGGUUUCGAUCGGGUGCCAGGGUGUUAAGGUUUCGGCUUUGAAUGCUUUGACUUUGUUACUUAAUGAUUUGCAAAGUAGAGAGGUGUUUAGAGCAAGUGGCGGACCAAAGCUGGUGGUGGGUGUUAUAAGUGAUGGAUUUGAGAAUAUAGAUGUAUUGAGAAGUGGCUUUUCUGUCAUUGCUGCUGCUGCAACGGGUAAUGAGGUUAUAAAAGAGUCUUUCAUGGAGUUGAAGACUGAUGAGCUUAUUCUGCGAGCUCUUAAUGUAAAAAGUGAAGGCAGCCUUGAUAGUUUGUAUGAUGCCAUAAGGAUUCUCUUGACACCGGAUGACACUCGUGUUUUGGCUUCCCAAGUGUUUGGCUAUGCACGGAAAUUUGCCAAAAUUGGAAUUGCAGAAGCUCUUGUUGACUCCAUACGUGCAGGGCUAAGCUCACCUAGUCUUGUUUCAGCAAGCAUUGCUUUGAAAGCUGUUGCUGUCAAUGAUGAAAUAUGUACAACUAUAUCUGAAAAUGGUGGUAUCGAUGCGCUUCUCCUUUGCAUUGAUGAUAGUGGUGAACAAGGCAACAAUAAUGUUGCAAAAGUUUGCUGUUCUUUACUCUGUAAGUUGGCAGGAAGUGACACAAAUAAGAAUGCCAUUGUUGAGAAGGGCAUGGAUAGGCUAAUCAAACUCUCCGGUAGAUUUUCGGAUGACCCUUCAGUUUUACAAGAGAUUAUGGCUCUCAUUUCGGUACUAUCUUUAAGAUCGCCUGGAAAUGCGGCUCGUGCAGUUGAAGCUGGGGCUGGAGAACUUGCAAUCCAAGCUAUGCAGAACUAUCCCAUGGCACCAUUACUGCUAAGGAAUUGUUGUCUAAUGAUUCGGAAUCUUGUUGUAAGAAAUGCAGAAAACAGAACAAUAAUGCUCAAUAGUGGUGUUGAAAAAUGCAUAAGGAAGGCCAAGCAAACACAUGCAAGCUGUAAGGAGGCUGCUACAGACGCGCUAAGGGACCUGGGAUUAGAUGAUUACAACUUGUAAUAUCCAUAUACUCCACAUGUAUCCCUGUUUGUUUUGGCUUUUGCCUGAGGUCUGUGAUGUAGUGAUUUAUUUUGAUAUUCCAAAAGUGGGGGGAUCUUGAUAUUUAUAGCACACCAUAAGAAAUUAUAUGGUCCUUUGGGGUUGUUUGAUAUUUAUGAGAUUAUACAUUCUUUGAGACUUGUUUGGAAGAAGACUUCUUGACCAAGAAUCAAGAAUUUCAAGGCUAAAGAACUCUACAUGAAAUGGAAAUUGACAACUGCC
Messenger RNA from Argentina anserina (silverweed cinquefoil), 1775 nucleotides. RefSeq lists its product as uncharacterized. The record is from RefSeq and is a predicted model, not a curated record. The transcript is spliced from 8 exons. Gene Ontology annotation, molecular function: protein binding. Bases 132 to 1514 code for a protein of 460 amino acids. Lineage: Eukaryota; Viridiplantae; Streptophyta; Magnoliopsida; Rosales; Rosaceae.